AUGAUUUUUCAGAGGGGUAGGUCAACCCAGCAACCAGCAUAUCGUUUCCCACGAUUUUUUUCCAGGUUUUCAAAGAUUUCUCCUCCCAUCAAGGAGUCGCGCUUGGUGAUCUUUGGUGGUUGGGCCAACAAAUGGUUGGACGACGUCUGGCAGAUCAACGUCUCUUCCAUUGUGGGGCCGCCCUAUGCCAUCACCAAGGUGGAGCCACCUUUGGGUCCGGUCACGGGGCAGAUGAAAGUCACCAUCUAUGGUGUGGGUUUCCAGUCCACCAACGGCAUGGUCAUCAUCGAGUUCUCCAGUGGCAAGUUGUCCGCCACCACCCAGGGAAAUGUGCUGAACGACGAGGUCAUUGAGUGCCUGACGCCCUCCGUGGCGGGCACCAUUGGGCCCAAGGACUGCCAGGUGAAAGUGCAGAUCGGGCCUCGAGACUUCACAACCACUGUUGCGCACUAUUCCUAUUUCCUGAACUCCAUCGCGGAGAAGUCGCUGUGCUUUGGCCCCGGCAUUUUGCAGGAGCAACAGGCGAACGCCGAGACGCGCUUCAUGAUCCAGGCUAGGAAUCAGCUGGGCGAGAAUCGCAAGUCGGGACGCGAUGAGUUCAUGGUGACGGUGCAGCAGAAGGUCUUGAACGCCGAGGGCAAAGAAGUGCUGCGCGAUGUGGCCUUUGAGCUGAACGAUUUGAACGACGGCAAGACCGAGGUGAAGUACAUGGCUGACGAGGGUGAGCUGGUGAUCCACGUGAAGCUCAUGGAUGAGAACGGAAAGCCACGCCCCAUUCGCGGAUCGCCCUUUCGGCCCACCUUGACCAAGCGCCAGGGCGGCAGCCACGGCAUCGCCGGGAUGGCCCGGAACCGCGCCAAUGAGUACUCAGGACCUGUGGUGACCGCCUGGUUGGGCACCACAUUGAAGAGUCUGGAUGAGUUCUAUCAGACCACCAACACUGGGCAUCAGACGAAGUUGAAGGAAGGUGACGUCAUGAACUUGAUCAAGGUCAUGAACCACAUCAAGGACAUGUACGACCAGCAGGAUACCCUGAUCCUCAGACAGGUUUUUCCUGGUGAUUUCCAGGACGAAGUGGUGGAAACCUUGGCCCAGUUGGAGCGUGAAGGAUUGCCCAGCGACAAACAGCUGAAGCAGCUGAAGAAGAUCGGUGCCAACCUGGUACAGUUGAAGCAAGAUAUCGUGGCGAAGGAGAAGGAGAUUCAACCCAUGGUGCAGAAGGAAAGCGAAUUCUACAAGAAGGGCAUUGCAGACUUUGAGAACGAGCUCAAGACGUAUCAGGGCGGUCUCAAGAAGGAGGCGUACUACUUCUACAAGAGCGGUCUGGAGUUGGCCCAGAAGCGGCUGCAGGAUGUGACCACCGACCUGGAUAACUUCGACAAACGCAUGGAUGACCUGCUGCACAUCGCCACCAACUUCAACUACCCUGAGGAGUUGAAUAACUCCAAGAAGAUCAUGGUGGCCAUGAGGGAAGAUGUGGCCAACUGCAAAGGGCUUUGGGAGUUCGAAGUGCAGAGGAUCAAAGUCACCGAAGGUUUCCUGGUGGUGCGCUGGGGCCAGGUGGUGGCCGGAGAUAUGGAGGACGAGAUCAAGGCGCUCUUCAAGAAGCUGAAGGAAGUGAAGGUGGACCGCAAGUGCGAUGCCUUCGUGGGCGUCCAGGACGUGGUGAAGAAAUGGACCGUCUUCUGCCCCUUGGUGGGUGAGCUCCGAGAUCCGGCCAUGCGGCAGCGGCACUGGGCGCAGCUCAUGGAUCAGUGCGGCAAGUCCAUCACCGUGACUCCUGAGAUCUUGUUGCGGGAUAUGUGGAACCUGGAGCUCCACAAGAAUCCGGACUUCGUGGAGGAUACGGCAGAUCAGGCCAAGCAGGAGAUGAAGAUGGAAAACACCUUGAAGAAGCUGCAGAAGGAGUGGGCCGAAGUGGACUUCGGCUUCGAUUCGCAUCGAGGCACUGAGGUGAUGUUGAUGAAGCGCCUGGGACGGGUGCUGGGACUGAUGGCGGAUGACAAAUUUGAGAUGCUGGAAGAGCACCAGGUUCAAGUGCAGAACAUGUUUGCCUCUCGCUUUUUGUCCACUUUCGAGACAGAGGUGGUUUCCUGGCAAAAGACCCUUGCGAACAUUUCCGAAGUCUCCACCCUGCUCUCGGAAGUGCAACGCUCAUGGGUCUUCUUGGAGAACCUCUUCAUCUUCAGUGAUGAGGUGAAGAAAGAGUUGCCGGAGGAGAGCGACAAGUUCGUGGGCAUCGAUAUGGACGUGAAGGAGAUCCUGAUGAAUGGCUAUCAGAUCAAGGCGGCGAAGGAGUUCUGCAACCAAGGCAACAUCUUCCAGAAGUUGGAGAAGGUCCAGGGCGCAUUAGAGAUGUGCCAAAAGGCCCUGAACGACUUCAUGGACAGCAAGAAACGUGCCUUCCCACGUUUCUACUUCAUGUCCUCCAACGAUCUGUUGGAUGUGCUGAGUAAUGGCACCUCGACUGCAACCAGCCUGCCAAGGUGCCUUCCCACGGGGCAGGGAGAAAGGGCUUUCUGUGCUGGAGAGGGCCUUGAAUUUAUGUUCCCCAAGUUCUUCAUCGCCAUCGACAGCUACAAUUUGGAAUUCCCGGAUGGUGAGGACCCCAUUUCGAUGACCGAGGACAACCGACCACACGCUGUGGGAAUGAAUGCCUGUGUCGGCAAGGAGUAUGUCCCCUUCCCAGAGCCUCUUCCUUUGUUGGGCAAGGUGGAAAGUUACCUGGACAAGUGCAUCGAAUGGUUCCAGAAGGCCUUAAAGCACUUUGCUAAGCAGGACAAGGAAAAGUACUUCAGUGAAGGAUGCAUGGACGACGGCUUUAAGCGUGGAGAGUUCAUUGCCAGCAGCCAGGCAGCGCAGUGUGCCCUGCUGGUCCAGCUGAUUACAUGGGUGAUGCUGGUUGAGAACGGAUUUGCCGCGGCACAGGAUGGCAAGGAGGAUGCGGUGCACGAUGCGUGGCAAGAGAGUCACCGGCUGCUCUUGAAGUUGAUCGAGAAGACCAUGACCAACCUGGACAAGCCAACGAGGCAGAAGAUCAUGUGUGCCAUCACGUUGGACGCCCACAAUCGAGAUGUGCAAGAGCGUUUGGUGCAAGAGAAGGUGAUCUCCAAGGAUGCUUUCCAAUGGCAGAGCAUGUUGAAGUGCUACUGGAAAGAGGACGUGGAUGAUGCAUCGAUGGAGAUCGCGGAUGCCAAAUUGCCAUAUGGUUAUGAAUACCUGGGCAACGGUCCUCGUCUGGUGGUCACGCCCUUAACGGAUCGCAUCUACGUGACAGCGACGCAGGCCUUGCACUUGUGCAUGGGCUGCGCGCCGGCCGGACCUGCUGGCACUGGGAAGACGGAAAGUACCAAGGACUUAGCCAACGCCGUGGCGAAGGCCUGCUACGUCAUCAAUGCGGCGCCAGAGAUGGACUAUCUGACGUUGGGUGAUAUCUACAAAGGCCUCUCCGCGAGUGGCUCCUGGGGUUGCUUCGAUGAGUUCAACCGCCUGGUCCCCGAGGUGCUGUCGGUGUGCACGGUGCAGUUCAAGGCGGUGUGCGAUGCCAUCAGGGCCGGCAUGACGCGCUUCAUGUUGCAGGGCGAUGAAAUCAACCUGAAUCCGCAGGUGGGUUGCUUCAUCACCAUGAACCCGGGCUAUCUGGGCCGGUCCGAGCUACCUGAGGGCUUGAAGGCCUUGUUCCGACCCAUCACGGUGAUGGUGCCGGACUUCAAGCUCAUCAUGGAGAACAUGUUCAUGGGUGAAGGGUUCACUGAAGCCAAAGCCCUGGGACUGAAGUUCUCCACGCUCUAUGCUUUGAACAAGGACUUGCUCUCCCAGUCCAAGAAAUAUGACUGGGGCAUGCGAGCCAUCAAGAGUGUGCUGGUGGUGGCCGGCGGCUUCAAGCGUGCCGAUGCCAGUCUGUCGGAGCAGGCGGUCCUGAUGCGGUCCCUGCGCGACACCAACGUGGCGAAGAUCGAAGGCGACGACCUGCGAAUCUUCAUGGCUCUGCUGGGCGAUCUCUUCCCAGGCAUUGAUGUGCCCCGAGCCCGCGAUUACGAGAUGGAGGAAGUGCUGGUGGAUGUGAUGCAAACGGACUACGGCUACACCCACGACCCCGAUGGCUAUCUUCUCUUGAAGAUCACCCAGCUGAUUGAGCUGCUGGGUAUCCGACACUGCGUCUUCUUGAUGGGCAACCCGGGCAGCUUCAAGUCCGCCAUGUGGAAAGUCUUGAAGAACGCCAAGACACGAAGGGGUGAGAAGACGACCACAGUGGAUUUCAGUCCCAAGGCCAUCUCUACGAACGAGCUCUAUGGCUUCGUUAACAUGCAGACGCGCGAGUGGAAGGAUGGUAUCAUCUCCAAGGUGAUGCGAGACUUGGGUCAAAUCCCAGAUACCCACCCCAAGUGGAUCAUGUUGGACGGCGAUUUGGACGCCAAUUGGAUCGAAUCCAUGAACAGCGUCAUGGACGACAACCGACUGCUGACCUUGCCCUCCAACGAACGUAUCCCCCUGAAGGUGCACAUGAAGAUGAUCUUCGAAAUCCGAGAUCUGAACUAUGCCACCCCGGCCACUGCCACGCGCGCGGGCAUCGUUUGUAUGGAUGACACCUUUGGUGUCCAGUGGCGAUCCUACGUCAAGAGUUGGAUCAAGAAGCAGGAGCACCCUGACAACAUCAAAGACCAGCUGUGGAACUUCUUCGAGAAGUGUGGGGCCAGCACUACUAUUUGGAUGCUGAAAAACGUGAAGAUCCUGGUGCCCAUGGUGGACAUUUGUCUCAUCAGCGCCUGCUGUAGCCUGCUGGACAACCUGCUGUCUCCGGCCACCUACGAAUCCUUGGAGUAUUGGUUCAUGUUCUGCUUCACGGCUGCCUGUGGUCUGUGCCUCGCGGAAGUGGAUGGUGUGGAUUAUCGCAAGAACUUCAGCAACUGGUGGAAGGGCGAGAUGAAGAGCGUGAAGUAUCCCUCCAAGGGUGGCAUCUUCGACUACUACGUGAAAGAUGCCAAGUUCGAGGAGUGGUCCACCGCGGUGGAGACCCUGGAAUACUCCAGCGAGACGCCCAUGGGAGAAGUGACGGUGACGACCAAUGAGACCUACGCCAUGUCCUACUUGAUGAAGGCCCUCAUUGAACAGCACCACCCCGUGAUGCUCAUUGGUCUGGCGGGAUGUGGAAAGACACAGAGCUGCUUGGGACUGCUGAAGUCUUUACCCCCGGAUGUCUUCACCUACUACGCGAUGAACAUGAGCUACUACACGGAUUCCACCCUUCUUCAGACGAUGAUGGAGAAUCCCCUGGAGAAGAAGGCCGUUUUUUUUUCGCCGGAUCUGGAUAUGGCCGGAAAGUUGUAUGCUCCUCCGGGGAAGUUGCAGUUGAUCUACUUUGUGGAUGACUUGAAUAUGCCGGCCCUGGACAAGUACAACACACAGUCUGCCAUCGAGUUGAUGAAGCAGAAGCAGGACUAUGGGCACUGGUACGACAGGCAGAAGAUCUUGGUGAAAGACAUUGGCAACACCCAGUACCUGUGCUGCAUGAAUCCCACUGCGGGCUCCUUCAUCGUGAACCAACGUCUGCAGCGCCACUUCUGGUGCUGUGCCGUGCCCUUCCCCGAGCAGUCCGCACUGUUGACCAUCUACUCCACCUUCAUGAAGGGUCACUUUGAACGACUGCCCUUCAAGGGUCCGGUACAGGAGCAGGUCUCAGGUAUCAUCAAAGCCGCCUUGAGCCUUCACUCCAUGGUGGUCAGCAACUUCCGUAAGACUGCCAGCAACUUCCACUACGAGUUCAACAUCCGUCACAUGAGUGGCGUCUUCAGCGGCCUGCUGCAGGCAAAGCCCGGGGAAUUCGCCGAAGCCGAGAAGGUGGUGCUGUUGUGGAUCCACGAGAGCGAGCGCAUCUACGGAGAUCGCUUGGUGAGUCCCCAGGAUCUCAAGAAGUACAGGGCCCUGGCGGCGGAUCUCAGCAAGAAGAUGUUUGGAAAGUUCAACUUCGCCAAAUACUUCCAGGAAAAGAAUCCGGAACCCCUGGUCUUCGCACCCUUCUCCAAGGGAAUCCAAGAGAUGGAUGGCGGAGGUUUCUACGACAAGAUCCCAUCCACGGAGCGUUUGUCGCAGCUUCUGGGGGAGGCGUUGCGCGAGUACAAUGAGAACAAUGCGGCCAUGGAUUUAGUGCUCUUCAACGACGCCAUGUGCCACGUGGGCAAGAUCUGUCGAAUCAUCACCAGCACACCGGGACAUCCUCUCCUGGUGGGCGUGGGUGGCAGCGGCAGACAGAGUUUGUCACGACUGUCGUCGUACACCUGUUUGUAUCAGACCAUGAUGAUUGUCAUCAGUGGCAGCUAUGGCAUGAACGAUUUGAAGGCUGAUUUGCAGGCCAUGUAUACCAAGGCUGGUGUGAAGGAUGAAGGCGUUCUCUUCCUCUUCACCGAUGGACAGAUCACCAAUGAGAAAUUCUUGGUCUUCAUCAAUGACCUGUUGGCAUCAGGAGACAUCGCGGACCUCUACGCCAGCGAUGAGAAGGAUGCUAUCCGCAACGGCGUCCGCAGCGGAUGCAAAGGCGCCGGGAUUCAGGACACACCCGAGAAUCUCUGGAGUUUCUUCAUUUCGCGCAUCCGAAAGAACCUCCACAUGUCGCUCUGCUUCAGCCCCGUGGGCGACGCCAUGCGGAACCGCGCACGAAAGUUCCCGGCCUUGGUGAACUGCACGGUGAUCGAUUGGUUCCAGCCCUGGCCCAUGGAUGCCUUGUACAACGUGGGAGCCAAGUUCUUGGAGCCGAUCGAGCAGCUGGGUCCACUGGACAGCCCAGUGCGCCUUGGAAUUAUGGACUUCCUUCCCUUCAGCUUUGAAGCAGCAGGACAAGUGGCGACCACAUUUAUGAACGUUCAAAGGCGCUUUGCCUAUACCACACCCAAGAGUUUCUUGGAGCUCAUCAAGCUCUACACAAGCAUGGUGGGAAUGAAGGUGGACGCCUUGGAGGACCAAAAGGAUCGCUUGACCAACGGCCUGGAGAAGCUGCGCGCCACCUCGGAACAGGUGGCUGGUUUAGAGGAAGAACUCAAGGAGAAAGCCGUGGUGGUGGCUGAGAAGGCGGCGGCUGCGGACGUCUUCGCCAAGGAGGUGGGCGAGAAGAAAGCCACGGUCGAAGAAGAGUCCGCCAAGGCGGCUGUGGAAGCCGAGAAAUGCGCCAAGAUCGCCAAAGAUGUCUCCAUUCAGCAGGCGGAUUGCGAGAAGGACUUGGCUGCUGCCAUUCCUCUGGUGGAACAAGCCGAGAAAGCCUUGGAUGUGCUCGACAAGAAGGACUUCCAGGAGCUGAAAGCCUUAGCGAAGCCGCCCGGUGGGGUGGACCUGGUGUGCGAGGCCGCCAUGCACCUACAGGCUGGCUACGAUGAGAACAUCGAGCUUGACAAGAAGGGCUUCGUCAAGGAUCCCACCUGGAAGGGUGCACAGAAGAUGAUGAACAAUCCAGAGAAGUUCCUGCAGAACUUGAAGGGCUUCAAGAGCUACAUCGACGACGGAAAGGUGCCACAGCAAAAUGUGGAGAAGGCACGAAAGAUCCAGACCAACAUGGGCGAUGAGUUCAGCAAGGAGGGCAUGUCCAAAAAGUCCUCAGCUGCCGCGGGCCUUUGCGUCUGGAUCAUCAACAUCAUCAUGUACUACGACGUGGUGGUGCAGGUGGAGCCGAAGCGCAACGCCCUGCGCGAGGCCACGGACACGUUGAACGCGGCCAACACGAAGCUGGCAGAGGUCAAGGAACUGGUGCAAACCUUGGAAACGAACCUGGCAGCGUUGAUGAAGGAGUUUGACAAGGCGAUGGCCGAGAAAAGUGCGCUGAUGGCAGAUGCCGAGAAGUGUCAGAACAAGCUGAACAUGGCACAGCGUUUGGUGGGUGCUCUGGCAGCCAACGGAGUCAUUUGGGAGCAGACGGUGGAGAAUGCUGGGCAGGAGUUGGUCUUCAUUCCGGGGGACACCUUGGUCGCCUGCUCCUACGCCUCCUACGUAGGCGUCUUCACCCGUCAGUAUCGCGAAGACACGGUAGAUGCCUUCGUGCAGUAUCUGACGAAGAAGGGCGUGCCACUAGGCCCCAAACCUGAUCCCUUGGCAGUGCUGGCCACUGAUGCGGAGAUGGCAGCCUGGGCAGGACAGGGCUUGCCAUCGGACCGUGUGAGUUGCGAGAACGGCGCGAUUCUCUGCAACUCGCAGCGCUGGAGUGUCUUGGGCGAUGUGAAUGGUGAGUUGUCUGAAGGCUUGAUCAUCGAUCCACAGCUUCAGGGUAUUGUGUGGAUCAAGAAUCGCGAGUCGGACAACGGCUUGCAGGAGGUCAAUGGGCAAACAGAGAAACAACAUGACAUUGUCUCUGAGAUUUCCGGCAUCCAACAUCGAAAACAUGGGCCAGAUAUGGCCUUCCGAAUCCAAAGGAUGUUGUCCACCUUCGAGAUGUCUUUGGAUCAGGGAAAGCCCGUGCUGAUCGAAAAUAUGGGCGAAGGUAUCGAUGCCGUGAUCAUGCCGGUGGUCUCGCGGAAUACCAUCAAGCGCGGCAACAAGCGCGUGGUGAAGCUCGGAGACAAGGAGAUCGUCCUGAAUAACAGCUUCAAGCUCUUCAUGCAGACGAAGUUGUCCAAUCCUCACUAUCCACCGGAGAUCCAGGCCGAAUGCACCAUCAUCAACUUCACAGUCACUGAAGACGGUUUGGAGGAUCAGUUGCUCUUCCUGGUGGUGAAGUUAGAAAGGCCCGAUUUGGCAAAGAAGAAGUCUGAGCUCAUCAAACAGCAGAACGAGUUCAAGGUGAACCCAUGGUUUCUUCGCGGUUUUUGGCUCCAGAAAUCAGCCAUGGCAGCCAUGGCAGCGAUGAAGAAACCUUCCAGAUCUGCAUCUUCCAAGGCCCCAGCCAUGGCCCCGAAACGGGGCUGGCGACGUCCCGCGGCCGCGGCAAAACGACCAGCUGCGAAAGCGGUCAAAGCCGCGAAGGCCAUGAAGGUCAUGAAGGUCAUGAAAGCACAGCGACCGCGAUUGCCUCCUUCCAAUUCCUCCAGGGCCUUGAAGCAGAUCACCUUGGCGCGAAGUCUCAAGGCCUUCGCGACGGCGGUGAGUCGUGUGAACGACGUGAAUCGCCUGGCACAAAUGCAUCCUGAUUGGCUCAGGAGACUAGUGAUUGAUGACUGUUGGAAUUUCAACCGGAACGGUUGGAGAUAUCAACAUAACCGGCUGAACAGGGACAAACUUGAGCUGCUCCUUGACGCAGGUCUGGACGUGGAUACUCCUGGUCUCCUUUUCACAGCCGUUUGGGGCUCCGCCAGCUGUUUGUCGCUGCUGCUGAAACGGGGCGCAGACCCUCUGGGCGACCGCGCCCGGACGCAAGGUCCGACGUGGAAUCUGGAUCUGGAGCAGUGUCCCUUCGUAGCGGCUGCGGAAGAGAAGGGAACUGUGGAACAACUGAGGGAACUGAAAAAGGCCUUGGAGCGACAUCCAAAGUACGCACAUCGAGCAAACCAAGAGUGGCGAGACGCCAUCGAACGCAUCCACGAGAAUCUGCUUGAGAUGUCUGGACGGAAAAGUUAUGUCAAUAAGAAGAAGUGGUUGCGGGAUGAAAUCCUCCAAUAUGUGGACAAGGGCUAUGCUGUGACCCUGGCCCAUCUGGAAGCUCUGCUGCUGGAGAAAUUGGCCAAUGCCGAGGGUGAUAUCCUGGACGACACGGAGCUGAUUUUGAGUCUGGAGGAAGCCAAAAAGACCAGUGAUGAAGUGAAAGAGAAGGUGGUGGUUGCACAGGAGACGGAGCUGAAGAUCAACGAAACCUCAGAGUUUUAUCGUCCCACGGGGGCACGGGGCUCCUUGCUGUUCUUCCAACUCAUGAGUUUGUGCAACAUGCACACCUUCUACAAGUACUCUUUGGAUGCGUACCUCAUGGUCGUCACGCGCGCCGUGAACAGCGUCACGUUGCGCAAGCCUAAGGAGGUGAAGGAAGAGCCCAAGGUGGACGAAACCACCGAAGCCGAAGGCGGCGAAGACGAGGAGGGAGACGAAGAGGAUGCGGAGGACGAGGUUGCAGAGGAAGCGGCUCCAGAGGAAGAAGAGGAGGAGGAGAUCAUUGAGUUGACCGGAAAGGAGCUGAAGCUGCGAGUGGAUUUGCUGCAGAACAUCAUCACCUUGUUCGUGUGGAACUACACGCGCCGCGGGCUGCUGGACUCCGAUAAGUUGACCGUGGUCAGUAUGAUGUGCAUGAACAUCCUGGUGCGCGCCGGCAAGAUUACUGCGGAAGAGAAGGAGACCUUGAUCCGUUGCCCUCCGGACCCAACUCCUCCAGUGAUGCCGGAGAAUGCGAGGAGCUGGCUGUCUGAGACCCAGUGGGCACAGCUGAAGACGCUGGAGAACAUGGAAGCCUUCAAGAAGGGUGGACAGCUGACCCAGAACAUCGAGCAGGACUCCCUGGGCUGGAAGCGUUGGUACUCAGAGGAGAAGGCUGAGAACGCGGAUCUGCCGCGCAGCGCGCGCGACCUGAACCAGUUCCAACGCCUCUUCCUGCUGCGCGUCAUGCGACAAGAUCGUAUCGGCGCCGCCUUGUCGCAGUUCGUCAUUGACAAUCUGGGGCAGGACUUUGUGGAACAGCCGCCCUUUGACAUGGAGGCCUCCUUGGAGGAGUCAACGGCCAUCACGCCCUUCUUCUUCGUGCUCUUCCCAGGUGUGGAUCCCACUCCCACCAUCGAAGCCUUGGGACGCAAACUGGGCAAGACAGAGGCCAAUGGACAGUUGCUCAACAUCUCCAUGGGGCAGGGACAGGAGAAGAUUGCCCUGAACGCCCUGAACAAGAUGGCCAAGGAAGGUGGAUGGAUCAUGCUGCAGAACAUUCACCUGAUGCAAGCGUGGCUGAAAGACUUGGAACGUGCAUUGGAGGUCAUCGAGGAGUUUGUGCAUGACGACUUCAGAUGUUUCUUGACGUCGGAACCACCUGGUGCCAUGCAGGGAAAGCUCUGGGAUCUGAUCCCCGAGCCUAUUCUGCAAAGGUGCAUCAAGGUGGCAGAUGAGGCGCCCAGUGACUUGAAGUCCAACUUGCGCCGCGCCUACUCCAAGUUCUCCCAGGAGAACAUCGAUGCGUGCUUGAAGCCCAGGGAGUUCAAGGCCACUCUCUUUGCACUGUGCUUCUUCCAUUCGCUGAUCUCAGGACGUAUUAAGUUCGGAGCACAGGGAUGGUCCAAGAAGUACCCCUUCAACGACGGCGACUUGACCAUUUGUGGACAGGUGUUGAGGAACUACCUGAACAACGCUGAGAAUCUGGGAACAGAGGUGCCCUGGCCUGACCUGCGCUACAUCUUCGGGGAGAUCAUGUAUGGUGGUCACAUCACCGAUCCAUGGGAUCGUCGCGUGCCUCGGCGUUUGCUCCGAGAAGGGAGGUCGGUCAACGGUGAUCGUUUCUGGUACCCGGUGAACAACACCUACUUGGCUGUGCUGGUGACUCCAGAACUUCUGGUGGGUGGUUCCCUGGCACCCGGAUUCAAAUCGCCUGAUGCCACGAAGCUGGAAUACUCCCACUAUGUGAAGUACAUCGAGGAGCGCUUCCCACCAGAGGUUCCGCAGAUGUUUGGAUUGCAUCCAAAUGCAGAGAUUGGCUUCCUGACGAAUCAGGGCAUUAGCAUUUUCAAGACCAUCGCGGAAAUCACUGGCGGCGGCGGAGGCGGUGGCAGCUCAGAUAUCUCGGCCUCCACACCGUUGAUCACCAGCUACCUGUCCUCGCUGCCCACCAACUUGGACAUGAUCGACAUCCGAGGCAGAUUGAAGGAGGAAGACUACACUCCUUUCAUCAUCGUGUCUCUGCAGGAGGCAGAUCGCGUGAACGGCCUAUUGGAUCAGAUCAGGAGCUCGUUGCUGGAGUUGGAGCUUGGUAUCAGUGGCGCCCUGAACGUCACAGAGAAGAUGGAGGUGAUUUUCAUGGGAUCUGGUGAUGGCUUUUGUCAGAAACGGGAUUCUGUCGAUACCGCCCUCCGGUUGAAUUCACCAGCUGUCGUGCCCUUCUUCCGCGACCAGAUGCUGAGCGCCGAUCUGCAAGCGAACAAGGUGAAUGCGCUCUGGGCAGAGAAGGCCUAUCCGUCCUUGAAAGCCCUCUCCGCUUGGUUCGCCGACUUUGUGCUACGACAUGAGCAGGUAGUAGAAUGGACCGCUCAGCUGAAGCUGCUGAAGUCGAUUUGGAUCAGCGGCUUGUUCAACUCCAUGUCUUUCCUGACCUCCAACAUGCAGGUGGCAGCACGAAGCAACAGCUUGCCUCUGGACUACAUGACCAACAGGUGCCGUUUCUACAACACCCGGGACCUGGCUGAGAUCACAGGAGUGCCAGCGCAGGGCGUCAACGUCCAUGGCCUCUUCCUUGAAGGUGCUGGAUGGGAAGAUGGAAAGGGCGAAGAUGAGGGCUAUAUCACAGAGAGCAAGAUGAAAGAUCUUCAUCCUUCCAUGCCAGUGUGCAACAUCUUUGCAGUGCACAUCAAUGAGAUGGACUGGAACGCCAUGUACCACUGCCCCGUCUUCAGUACCUCGUUGCGCGGCGCGACAUUUAUUUUCCAAGCAAAUGUUCGCAUGGACCCGGACGACAACGAGUACCGCUGGGUGUUGGCCGGUGCUGCCAUGCUGCAGAUUGAUGAAGCUUCUCUAGAAGCUGAGUUUCUGGUCGACCGAUUGCGAAUUUCGGUCGGCUUGGCCGGCUUGGCCAGCUAUAUGUUGGUACCUUCAAUGGACCUUGAGCUUUCAGAACAGGAAAAGGCAGUUUUGGAGAAGGAACAGAAGGAAAAUGUGGCGCCCAGGAAUCAGAAAGAGGAGAAGGUCUUGCUCUUUCCAGUUCGCGUGCUGUUCCCUGACGGCAGCACUGCAACUUUGGAGGUGAAUCCUUGCGCCAGAGGCGCCAGUGUCCUAACACAGCUGCUGCCUUUGAAGAGGAGUCAUCUAUGGCCAGAGGACUUCGCUGUGUUUUUGCCCUCGGGAAGGCUGCUGGACUUUCACAAACCUUUGCAGGCUCAAGGUGUUCAUGGUGGGAUGGACUUGCGAGUCGAUGAGGCUGGCGUUGCUGAGCCUGCCUCAAAGAGAGACGUCAGUGAGGACGAGGAGACUGAUUUUGACAACUUACACUUUUCGCGAGAGGUGGAGAAUGGGUGGAAUCUCAUCUACUGGCCACUGUGUGUGGCUUUGGCCACCUUUGACGAAGCGAAGCAGGCCAUGCAGAAACAUAAGGAGGUGGUGGUGAUGGGAUGGAAUGCCUGUCACGACUUGGAGGCCAGUACUGGCGGCUAUGUCAUGCAGCUCUGCCAAGAGGUGUGCUUCAAUGUAGGUAGCGAUUACCUCAUCGUCACUGGAAGUGAAGCAGCCCCAGAGGAGUGGUGGCCGACAGCGCAGGAAGAGGCAGAUCUCUCCGCUGCAGAGCGUGUUGGACAGCUCCGAGGCCCUAGCGCUCCGCAGCGUCCCAAGACUUCAGUCCUCAGGAUUGACCCCUAUGCCGCACCGAACGAACUGGCGCCGGCACUGUUGGCUGGUUUGCGAGCUGCAGGAUGCGGCACCUCAAUUACCUUGCUGGUGGUGUGUCGCGCGUACCAGAGCCGUCGACCUGUCUCGGUGCUGAACUGGUGUCUUCAGCAAGAGGACUAUGCUCAGUGGCGCAUGACGGUGUUGCCCUACUCGUGGGACCCUCGCUUCGUUUACCUGGAGGAUUGCAAAGCCCGUGGGAACGAGGUGAUCUUGGAGGCGCAACUACUGACGGAGAUGAACCCCAUGGUCUGGAUGGAGGAAGAGGGACAGGAGGCGGAGAUCGCGCUGAGUCGCCUACUGCUGGCGCAUCCUACUGCUGUGCCAAGAAGACAUUGGCACAAUGGCUUCUACAGCAAACCCUUCAAGGAGCGUACUCGCCUGGCACGUGACGGAGUUGCAGAGCAUUGCGAGUGGUUCCGCUGGCAAAAGCCCGCACCUCUCUCUGCGGAAUCUCAUGCGGCUGCCGAGGGUUUUUCCAGGUCGACGAAGGCUGUUGCGGAACCACCGGAAGAUGAUGAUGAGGAGCCACCACCUUUGGUCAGUCAUGAGUGA
Cladocopium goreaui is the source of this 14022-nucleotide messenger RNA. The record is from the annotation of a GenBank genome assembly. Lineage: Eukaryota; Dinophyceae; Suessiales; Symbiodiniaceae.